AUGGCAGGUCACUCGCACAGGUCGUCGGUAAAAAAGGGCCACAAAACGUUCAAGUCGAAGCAUGCGAGCAAGGGCGCGUUGAAGCGGCUGCACAAGGGCAAAGUGGAACAGGAGACCGCUGCUGGGGUGAAGGGCGUGCGCGUGGUGCGCAAGCAGGAUAGAAAAAACGCGGCCAAGCAGUUGCGGCAGCAGAAAAUCUCGAGCACGUCGCAGCUACGGCGGCUGUUCGAGGGCGCGAACGGAGCAGCCAAGAUUGUGGCGGUGAUCCCGCUGACGCCGGACGUGGAUGCGGGGGACAUUGUGCAGCGACUGGUGCAGGGCUGCGACGAGGACGUGUCGGGCAUGCAGACGCCGUGCGUGCGGGACUUCCGGAUCGGCAAAUUCCGGAGCACGCUGAAGGUGAUUGUGCCGGACAUGGGCAGCUUCCUGAGCAUCAUGGACGCGGCCAAGGUGGCCGACUACGUGGUGCUGGGGCUCAGCGGCACGUCGGAGGUGGACCCUGUGUUUGGGGAACAGGUGAUCCGUGUGCUGGAGCUCCAGGGCAUUGCAUCUUACAUGGGCGUUGUCAGCAACCUCUCGAAGGUGCACCCGAAGGAGAAGUUCCAGCUGGACGUUAAGCAGUCGCUGGAGAGCUACUUCCGGCACUUUUUUCCUACGGAAGACCGCAUCUACAACCUGGAGAAGGCGUCUGACUCGCUCAACGCGCAGCGCAUACUGUGCCAGCAGUAUCCGCGCGGCGUGAGCUGGAGAGAUUCGCGGGGCUAUCUUGUGGCGGGCUCUGUGGACUACGUGGAAAGUGGUCCGGACGCGGGCGAACUGGUGGUGGAUGGUACCGUGCGUGGGGUGGGCUUGCACCCCAACCGGCUAGUCCACCUGCCAGGACUUGGAGACUUCCAGGUGAGUGCCAUCGAGAAGAUUGCCGCCAGCUCGCGUUCGUCGGAGGAUAACGGGGAGGGCAGCGGCGUAUUCCUGCCGGAUGCACAGCAGGACACCCUUGAGGAGUUUGCGCCUCAUGACUUGGAUAUGGAAGAGUGGGACGACAACCAGUUUGAAUAUGAUAACCUCACAUCUGCCAGAUACGACGAUCAUGGCUUCUUGCCGGGCAGAGAGCAGUCGUUGGAGAGGGCGAAGGUCCCCAAGGGUACGUCAGAGUACCAGGCGAGAUGGUACGUGGACAACGUGGUUGACGUGUCAGACGACGAUGCGGAAGAUGAGAUGGAACUCGAGAUGGGUUCGAACGAGGUGGGCACAGUAGCAGACGAUACCAUGAUGGACGCAGAAGAUGCGCAGUCGGAUGACGCGUCCGAGGCAGACAUGGCCACUAUGGUGGAUGAGAUGUUUGUCGACCUGUCACCGGAGGAGGAGGAGCGGCAACUGCAGGAGUACCGCGCGAUGGAAAAGGAUGACCUUGAGUUCCCAGAUGAGAUUGAACUGGAUCCUUCGGAGUCUGCUAUCGAGCGACUAAAACGCUACAGAGGUCUGAAAAACCUACACAACUGUGUCUGGAACGUUGACGAGCAGGACCCACACUGCCCAUCCGAGUGGAAGCGCAUGCUCAGAAUUGGAAGCUACAAGAACUUGAAGGCCAGAACGAACAAAUCCGUGGCGGCGGAAGCAUCGGUUGUGGCCGGCGAUAAAGUCCGCCUGCGUAUUCGCUUCCCAAAGCAUCUGCUGGAACGGUUGAAGGACCCAAGAAUCGCGCCGUUUGUGGUCUACGGGCUUCUGCCACAUGAGCAUAAGCAGGUGGUGGCGAACCUAUCUAUCCAGCGAUGGGAGGAGUUUGAGGACCCCGUGCCAUCCGGCGAGUCCCUCAUAGUUCAGUAUGGCGUCAGACGCUACACAAUACAGCCUCAGUUCUCCUCCGCAUCGAACGUUCCAAAUAACGUUCAUAGGUUUGAGCGGUUCCUACACCACAACUCAGCCUCCAUCGCGACAUGCAUGCUUCCCUUGGACCUGACCCAGUCACCGGCCAUCUACUUCAAAGAAAACCCCUCUGAUCCAAAGGGCCUGACGUUCGUGGGCCACGGCACGUUCCUGAACGCAGACCACACACGGAUAUUGGCCAAGAGAAUCAUAUUAACUGGCCAUCCAUUCAAGUUCCACAAGCGCGUCGUCACAGUGCGCUAUAUGUUCUUUAGGCCAGAAGAUGUCGAGUGGUUCAAGUCGAUCCCACUAUUCACGAAAUCUGGACGCUCUGGCUUCAUUAAGGAGAGUCUUGGUACUCAUGGUUACUUCAAGGCAACAUUCGACGGCAGACUGUCUGCACAAGACACUGUUGCUAUGUCUCUCUUCAGAAGGGUAUGGCCAAAGACCUCGCUACCAUGGUUCUACUAG
This is a messenger RNA of Eremothecium gossypii ATCC 10895, 2334 nucleotides long. It is a transcript of the gene TSR1, whose product is annotated as small subunit rRNA maturation protein TSR1. Lineage: Eukaryota; Fungi; Ascomycota; Saccharomycetes; Saccharomycetales; Saccharomycetaceae. Gene Ontology annotation, biological process: endonucleolytic cleavage of tricistronic rRNA transcript (SSU-rRNA, 5.8S rRNA, LSU-rRNA); ribosome biogenesis; maturation of SSU-rRNA from tricistronic rRNA transcript (SSU-rRNA, 5.8S rRNA, LSU-rRNA). The coding region runs from base 1 to 2334 and encodes 777 amino acids. The transcript has a single exon. Gene Ontology annotation, cellular component: nucleus; preribosome, small subunit precursor. The record is from RefSeq and is marked provisional. Gene Ontology annotation, molecular function: GTP binding; GTPase activity; U3 snoRNA binding.